ACAACUCAGCAUCUACCCCUUCCCCCAAUAUAUGUAAACCCCUACCCUUAUCUUAAACACUCACUGCAUUGCUAACUAGGAGCAAUCCAUAUACGAUCCUUUAGAAAGUGUCGUAUGGCUGGCUCCAGUGCGAGCAUGGUUGUGGCCCUUGUGCUCGCCAUGGCACUGCUGGCGCCGCCUGGCAGGGCGGAUGCGAUAACAUGCUCGGAUGUGUAUGGAGAUCUGCUGCCUUGCGUCGCCUACGUCCAGGCGGGAGGGUCGGUGGCCCCGCAGUGCUGCAGCGGGCUGCGAUCGCUGCUGGCUGCAGCUCGCACUGCGGAUGACCGCCGCACUGCCUGCAGGUGCCUCAAGACCAUUUCUGCGAGAUUCCCUGGGUAUGUCAGCCGGGCCAACACGAUCCCGGGCAAGUGUGGCGUCUCCAUCCCCUACAAGUUCAGCCCCUCCAUUGACUGCUCUAACAGGAUUAAUUGAAGUGGUCACUGAGGGGGCUUGGUGGAAGGAACGAAGGGUUUGCAGGAUAAGAACGACGGAGUCGACAGAAUAAGCGGAUGUCAUCUUACAGCGGGUCUUACAAUGUCUGUGUGGGCAUGCUUCUUAUUUUAUUAUCUAUGAUGUGAUCUUGAUAAGAAAGGCUAUACUAAAAAGCCAGCGCUGGCGCGUGCGCGCACGGCACUUCUAAGAAUGCAAAAAUAGGCCUGCAUACAUAAUCUAAAAUAAUAUUUAUAUAUUCAAAUUUUAAAUAAAAUAAAAAUUUAUUUUAUUUUAUUUUUUUCAACGGAUUAAAAAAUAAUAGUCAAUCAUCUUGAUUUAACAAUUCUAAUCAAUUUUUUUUUAAUUUCAAAUAAUUUUGAUUUACGAUAGACCAUAAAAUUGUUUAUUUUAGAUCUUUAAUAAGCAUUGUCAAAAUAUCAAAAUAAUAUUAAAAUAAAGAUUGAAAUACUAAAUUUUUUAUCAAACAGAAAUUUAAAAUAACAAAAAAAAAUAAUUAUUCUCUAAAAAUUUAUAUUUUUAUUUUAAAAAUAAAAUUUAAAAAUCCAAAUACUAUCCAAGAGAUCGAGGAAUCGUGGCUUUCAUGGGAGCUAAAUUCCUUUUCCCUCCUGUGUCCGAAGUUCAAACAAUUGCCAAAUUUACCAUCUUAGGAUUCUUCAAAAAUAAUGCAACGUGUGUGAAAUUAUUUUUUUCUUACGGCAAAAUUGGACACAAGAUUCUUCACAAAUGUUGAGUUCCGACAGCUGCUUGACAGACAAUGGUAAAUCUGUAUAUGUGACCCCCACUCGGGUGAUGAAUUUGUUCAUGCUAUGGUCUAGUCUAAUUUCAGGCCAAAAGACAGGAAUGCUGCAUAUGGUUGUCCUAAAUCCCAACAAAUUGCGGCACCCAUUAGUUACAUAUUACCAAUAUGAUAACAUUAACUAUCCCUUAUGCAUCAUACCAAAUCUAUGAGUCACUAAUCUCUCUUUGCCACAUGAACUAGAAACUUUUCAUGCGUACAAAACAGGCGCUGCAUCACUUCUAAUUCAUUAGCAAUAUCUUCUUAAUGGAAACUCAAGCACAUUGUCUUCUCAAGAAAAAGACUUUAAUUCUUACCCAAAAAAAAAAGAAAAAGACUUUAAUGAAAAGUAAUUUCAGAACUUGUAGCUCCAUAAAAAUAACUUAGUGAUACAACUAUUAGAAGAUUCAAACAGCAAUGACUAUUUCUGUUCUAUUUUUUCUUGUCCUCCAACAAAAUGCAUCCUGACAGUAGUAUCCAUAAAAGGUUGAUGAAUCAAUUGGCAGAUUCAGGUUGACACAUCUGCUGAAGCCAUCAUACAAGAUCAACUGGCACAUAUUUUCAUAGCAGAGCUUGUCCAUGAAAUACUCAUUCUCCUCGUAAUACAUUCUCCUCGUAAUACAUUCUCCUAAUAAUACAUAAUCAUGUCUUUUGUCCCAGAUGUCCAUGCACUUGAAUUUGGACCUACACAAGCCGGAUUCUUGUACAAUAGUUGCCUGACAAAGAAAUUUUCAUUCAAAGCUUGGUUUUCUGAUAUCCAUGUAGGAGAGCAGCAGAUAGCAAAAAGGAGAGACCCCAAGAACGUAGAGGCAAGUUAGCUAGCAUGCUUGUUUCUUGGCAGAUAUGCACGAGUAUACCUCAAACCAUCAGACAAAACUUACCUUAAUUGAUUAAGGCACGAGCUUCGCAGGUACGAAUGAAAAGCGAUAAAGAUUGUCGAGGAAAGGGAGAUAAAGCAUCAGAAAUAGCCACAAUUCAAACAAGUGUCAAAGGACAGUAUGAUGUUCGCUCGAGCAUUGUAGAAUCAAUGGGAAUCAAAGCAUCCAACAAAAAAACCAGUAUAAAGAAAGCAAUCUCCCCAAUAAGACUGGAUUAUCAUGACUCUGUAUUCUUGAUUGUACAGGGCAUGCAUGUUCAACAGAGGAAACUGGGGGGAAAUAGGACAUUUCAUCCAAAACAAAUGGAACCAAACGAAAUUUAAAGUUCAAAGCACAAACUAUAUAAAGA
Elaeis guineensis (African oil palm) is the source of this 2494-nucleotide messenger RNA. RefSeq names its product non-specific lipid-transfer protein 1. NCBI's taxonomy places the organism in Eukaryota, Viridiplantae, Streptophyta, Magnoliopsida, Arecales, Arecaceae. Gene Ontology annotation, biological process: lipid transport. The record is from RefSeq and is a predicted model, not a curated record. Gene Ontology annotation, molecular function: lipid binding.